Messenger RNA from Drosophila miranda, 2007 nucleotides. RefSeq lists its product as uncharacterized. NCBI's taxonomy places the organism in Eukaryota, Metazoa, Arthropoda, Insecta, Diptera, Drosophilidae. The record is from RefSeq and is a predicted model, not a curated record. The coding region runs from base 197 to 1279 and encodes 360 amino acids. Gene Ontology annotation, molecular function: zinc ion binding; nucleic acid binding. The transcript is spliced from 2 exons.
AGCACUUUUGCUGUAUCGACUAGACGGGGCGGUUGGAAGAGAAUUAAGUAAAAUAAAAUCAUAAAAAGUACGAAACAUCCGUGGACUUUCUGCGCCAAUAACUUCAGAAGUGGGAUCGUAGCCCUUUAAAGUAUCUGCCUACAUAAGUAUUUGUCCACUGGCAUCCCCGACAACGAGUAUUUUCCACAUUUUAUAAAUGGCCGAGGAAACCAUGGCAAACAUUGACAAAGAAAAAAUUGUAGAGUGGUUGCUGGAGAAGGAGAUCAUUUUUCCAGCCAGCGCAACACUAAGGCAACUUCGUAAGCUUGCCAUAAGUGGUGGAAUGGACGAAGUUUCUGAAAGUCUGGUGAAUAAAUCGGAUAUUGAAUCGGAUGAAAAAGUGUCUGAAAAUGAGCAGAUCGACGAUAUGAAAGAAGAAAAAUUACUUGACGCCGCAAUAAGGGUGGCUGAGAAAAAGAAGAAACUGGCUGCUUUAAUGGUAAUGGACAACUAUAUGACCGAUGACAUCCGAAUGGUCAAGCAACUUAUUGCCCCUUUUUCUGCCAGUGAAAAUGAUGAAGCCUCUGAAUGGGUCUUGAAUUUUGAACGGAUUUGCGGAGGCGUGAACGAAAGCAGCAAUUUUAAGCUUCGUUGUGUGCGCAUGUUGAUGAAGGCGGGAACAGAGGCGGACUUGUUCAUGCGUGUCGACAAAUCAAAGACUUACGACGAGUUUAAGGGAAACUUCCUAAAAACUUUUGGUCGCAGCAAUUCAACUGCCGACGUGGUACUUCUGUUGAAGGAAACCUUUUUCAACCCGGAGAAAAACUCCGUAAUGGGAUAUAUUCUUCGCAUGGAAGAAAUUGCUAUGCGUGCCGACAUCGAAGAGAAAUUGACAGUGCAGUUCAUCGUUGAUGGUUUUCGUGAUCGAUCUUCCAGUAUCGCCUUAUUGUAUUCAGCGUCGACCAUCGGAAAACUUAAGGAGCUAGCUCGACAAUACGAGGCUUUGAGGAAGAGUACCCAGACGAAUUUUGAGCGCACUGGGAUGACCGCUUCCGGAAAUGACCGGAGCCAGGUGCGCUGCUAUAAUUGUUCAGCACAUGGCCAUUAUGCUUCAUCGUGUCCCGCACCUAAGCGGGAGAAGGGAUCGUGUUUCCAGUGUGGAUCCAUGCAGCACCAGGUGAAGGAUUGCCAACAGAAGCCUAUGCCAACCCAGCGAUCCGUGGGUACAGCCAGCAACCCGCCAAUGGACGACAGAGAGGAGAACAAUAUUUUUGUUCCUAUUGUUAAUCAGCGCUAUUAAUUUGAUGCAGCGCUCGGCGAUACCUUAUGAAAAUUUUGAUGGUGUAUUAAGACCGACAGAGCAUUUUGGAGUUAACGGUUCGAGAAUAAGCAUUUUUGGAAAAAUAAUUGUCAAUUUAGUUUUUCAUAACAUUGAAAAAGAACUUAUAUUUUUCGUUGUACCAAACAACUAUAUUUCGUGUAAUGUCCUUCUGGGGCGCAGUUUCCUUGAAAAUUAUGGAAUAAAAUUAAUUUUUGAAAAUGAAAUUGAAAAUGUAAAGCGAGUUACGCAAAGCAAUAUGGUCUCAAUUGAAAAUAGAGUAUUAGUAAACAGUGACUUAGAUGAAAAUAGGGUAUUAGUGAACAGUGACUUAGAUGAAAAUAGAGUAUUAGUGAACAGUGACUUAGAUGAAAAUAGAGUAUUAGUGAACAGUGACUUAGAUGAAAAUAGAGUAUUAGUGAACAGUGACUUAGAUAAAAAUAGAGUAUUAGUGAACAUUGAGAGUGACCAAAUUGAAAAUGUAGUAUUGACAAAUAGAGAUAGUGAGAUGAUGUUAUCAGAUAUCAAUAAUAAUGGAUUAUUAAAGGAUGAAAAUUAUGAGAAUAAGAUUAGUGACCAAUUGAAUUGUAAUAACAUUGACCUUUUAUUGAAAGAUAACGAGCAAAAGCAUAUGGCAAGUGAAUCAUUAGAAAGAACCGACAUAGAUAUACCGUAUAUAUAUAGUAUUGAAAUAACAAAAGAAGAGGACA